Molecule: messenger RNA, 1661 nt
Organism: Glycine soja
Lineage: Eukaryota; Viridiplantae; Streptophyta; Magnoliopsida; Fabales; Fabaceae
Product: triacylglycerol lipase 2-like
Exons: 13
Coding region: 1-1575 (524 amino acids)
Biological process (GO): lipid metabolic process; vesicle-mediated transport; intracellular protein transport
Cellular component (GO): membrane coat
Source: RefSeq, a predicted model, not a curated record
AUGGGAUUCGGUUCUCUUAUUCCCACAGAGAAUGAGAGGUCCCUCAUGGAACGUGUGGCUACGAAGACUGAGUCAAAUAAAGUUGCAGGGAAUGCCAUUUUAUAUGAAUGUGUUCAAACAAUAAUGAGCAUUGAAGAUAAUGGUGGCUUACGUGUACUUGCCAUUAAUAUCCUGGGAGGAUUCUUGCCAAACCGUGACAACAAUAUCAGGUUUAUUUCUGCUCAUUGCUUCUCUUUCAUAAGUGGAGUUCUAAAUCUGGCCAUGGUUGAGAGUGUGGACAAUCAGAAGAUAGCAAAUCAUCUUGACCAUAUGGUAUCAACCCUUGGAAGAAAUCCUCUGAAGGUUUUGGUGCAAGUAAAUACGAGUGGAGAAGAAUUUAGCCUGUUUUCCAUAGUCUUGCUUUGCAUAACAGCAGCUCAAGGGAGGAAAACACUUCACCUUAACAAUGAAUGGCUAACAUCCUUUCCAGAUAUUAAUGAUAUUGAUGGUAUCUGCAAAACACUGGUAGAGACACAAGGUUACUCAUGUGAAGAACAUCAGGUUACCACAGAGGAUGGCUACAUCCUGAGCUUGCAGAGGAUGCCAGCUGGGCGGUCCGGUGAGAAAGCUGACAAGCCGCCCGUGCUAUUACAACAUGGUAUCUUUAGUGAUGCUUCAACAUGGCUGGUAAAUUCUCCAGAUGAAUCAUUGGGAUUUAUCUUAGCAGACAACGGGUAUGAUGUGUGGCUUGCCAAUGUUCGUGGGACAAAAUACAGCAGCGGGCACACAUCGCUUAUUCCUAAUGACACGGCUUAUUGGGAUUGGUCAUGGGAUGAGUUGGCUAGUAAUGAUCUUCCUGCUUUUGUCCAAUAUGUGUACAACUAUACUGGUCAGAGAAUACACCAUGCAAGUCAUUCCUUGGGAACUUUAAUGGCUUUAGCUGCUUUCUCUCAAGGGCAAGUGCUGAGCAUGUUGAGAUCAGCUUCAUUACUUUGCCCAAUUGCUUAUAUGAAUCAGAUUCCAUCAAUACCAACAAAACUUGCUGCAGACACAUUUAUAGCUAAUCAGGACUUGUACUGGUUAGGAAUCCGUGAAUUCAAUCCAAACGGGGGUGGUGCUGCAUCAAAAUUUGUGGAAUACAUCUGCAAUAAACUAAAAUUGAACUGCUCAAACCUAGUGUCACUUGUCACAGGUCCAAACUGCUGCCUAAAUUCAUCCAGCACAGAUAGCUCUAUUGAGCCAACAGCAACUAAGAAUUUGAUCCAUCUAUCUCAAAUGAUCAGAACAGGAAAAAUAGCAAAGUAUGAUUAUUGUGGCCAAGGACAAAAUAUGCAGCACUAUGGACAACCAGUUCCUCCUCUUUAUGACAUGACGGCAAUUCCAAAUGAAUUCCCUCUUUUUCUCAGCUAUGGAGGGCAAGACUAUCUAUCUGAUGUAAAGGAUGUGCAGGUUUUGAUCAAUGACCUCAAAGAUCAUGAUAGGAACAAGCUCGUGGUACUGUUCAAGGAAGAUUAUGCUCACCUUGAUUUUGUUAGGGCUGUCAAUGCUAAACAAAUGAUUUAUGAUCCUAUGAUAUCUUUCUUUAAUGUUAAUUGAUUUUACAAUGAAGCUAUUAUAAAUUGUACUUCAGAUAUUGUAAAUAUUUUUGUUCAUCAAGUUGGCUCAAUAGAAUAUUUUACAUA